Leguminivora glycinivorella is the source of this 2103-nucleotide messenger RNA. Its product is annotated as carboxylesterase 4A-like. Bases 72 to 1694 code for a protein of 540 amino acids. NCBI's taxonomy places the organism in Eukaryota, Metazoa, Arthropoda, Insecta, Lepidoptera, Tortricidae. The record is from RefSeq and is a predicted model, not a curated record. The transcript is spliced from 3 exons.
GAUUAAUAGUUAUCUCCGAAUUUGCCAGCAGUUGCAUUUGAACUGUACCAAGUACUUGGACGUUUUCCAAGAUGAAGGCCUUCAUAUGGCUGAAUAUUUUAUUCGUAGUAAAUGUCUAUGGUGCAUUACAGAGGGUUGACCCGUUAGUGCUGAUCGGUCAAGGUCUGGUGAAAGGUAUUAAAGCUAGCGAUAGUGAUUACUCCAAAUUCUUGGGAAUUCCAUAUGCAAAAGUGGAUUUAAACAAUCCGUUUGGGGCUGCUCAAGCCGCUCCAGAGUUCGAGGAAGAAAUUUUCCAAGCUUAUGACAACUCAAGGAUAUGCCCUCAAACCAAUUAUGGCGGUGUAAAAUUCUCCGGAAAUUCAGAAAACGAAUCUCCUGACUGUCUGCAAUUAAAUGUAUAUUCUCCGAGCAAAGCAAGCACUCUAAGCCCUUUGCCAGUUCUUGUUUGGAUUCAUGGAGGUAUUUUCAUUGGGGGAAGUGCUAAUGAGUAUAAUGUACCAGACUUAGUCAAACAGGGCAUCGUCGUUGUUACAGUCAACUACCGUUUAGGACCUUACGGCUUCAUGUGCCUGGACGAUCCUGCUGUACCUGGUAAUCAAGGGCUGAAAGACCAAUACGCUGCGUUACAGUGGGUCAGAAACAAUAUUGCGGCAUUCGGUGGCAACCCUUAUAACGUCACUCUGGCUGGCCAAAGCGCAGGAUCUGCCUCAGUACUCCUACAGCUGUACUCUUCCAAGGAAAAAUUAUUUAACAAAGUCAUAGCACAGAGUGGAACUCCACUCAGUCCAUCAUUUUUUGUUACGGGAGAUUCGGACGUAGCAAUCAAACUGGCUAAUUAUUUGGGUUUGAACACGACUGACAAUCAGCAGGCCUUAGAAUUUUUGGCUUCAAGCCACCACAGCUUAGUGACUGGUGCAUCUGCUGAUUUGAAAAUUGGUUUUAAACCAUGCAAAGAAAAAUCUUUCAGUGGCGUCGAUAAUUUCAUCGACAGCGAGCCUUACGCAUUUUCGAAUGAAAGAAAAAUAAGAAAUACUCCCAUUCUUAUUGGUAAUACCGAUCAAGAAGUUGAUGACAUAAGAAUAAACUUAAUGAAUGGCGAUGAUUUUUACAAUCAGGACUUCUUUUAUGCAAGUUUAAAAGGAAAAUUCAAUUUGGAAAAUGGCCAAUUACAAGAGAUUGCAGAAAUAGUCAGACAUUUUUAUAUAGGUGACACGACUAUUUCAGAAGAAGUUAAAAUAGAAGCUGCAGAAUUUCUAUCUGAUUAUGAAUUUAACCACCCUAUUCAAGACACGAUAACAAAUUUGAUUAAAGACAAUGCAAACCCUGUUUAUGAGUACGUGUUCACUUAUACAGGGGAUUCUGGUGAAGGCGGGGCACCACACUCGGCCGAACUGGAGUAUCUGUUCGAUUUCCAGCAAAACUAUAGAUCACGAUCAGAAGCCGACCAGAUUGUGGCUGAUCGAAUUGUUACUCUGUGGGCUAACUUCAUCAAAUACGGAAACCCCACCCCAGAGACCUCUGACUUGAUCCCGGUCAAGUGGAGCCCAGUAACAGAAACGACCAGGCCCUACCUCAACAUCGGAGCAGACCUUCGCAUGGAGGACCGGUUCCUGAGGGAGAGGCUAGCCUUUUGGGAACUCUUCCAGUCGGUCUACGGGAAGUACAGCAGUUUGGCUCGACAGUGCGACUACUAAGGGCCAGUUACAUCGACCCUAGAAGACAGAACAACGUCACGCAGCAACGUAACUCUAUGGAAAUUCCUAUACAAUAACAUUUAGCGAACGCUUUAUCGAUGACAGACGGUUUGGUUUGGUUUUGGUUUGGUGGUAUUUGAAAAGGGCCCAUUUCGCUUAGGCUUACCCGAUGAGUGUGUUUCUAGAUAAUUGCAUGUCAUUACUAAAUUGAAUAAAAUAUAUGUGCGUGAUAUAGACAUGUGGAAGUUUCGAGUCCUGUAAAUUCUCCUGCAGAUUCACUAUUUUCUAAGAUAUACUCGUAUUAAGUACCUUUAUUUAUUCUAAAUUCUAAUAUGUAUACCUAAUACAAUAUUUAUUAUUCUUGAUGAGCUGAAAGUUAUGGAAUAUUUUUCAAUAAACCUUAAACGAC